AUGAUUCCAAGACUGCGGGAGCAUAGACCUUCUGGCUGCAAUAGCCAGACUUUGCUGGAAUGCGACUAUUGGCAAAUGGGCUCUGAAAUGGCAAGCAGAAGUUCAUGUCUGGCGGUCGGUGCUGCCGGUACGACGCAGGCUUUCAGACUAUUGGAGAAAGGCCACAGAGUGGAUUAUGCCGAGAGAAGGGAUAAAGAGACCUCAAACCAGGAGCUCCUCUCAAUGCACACUUCAUGA
Protopolystoma xenopodis is the source of this 237-nucleotide messenger RNA. NCBI's taxonomy places the organism in Eukaryota, Metazoa, Platyhelminthes, Monogenea, Polystomatidea, Polystomatidae. The record is from the annotation of a GenBank genome assembly.